AAUUCAUCACUGGGUAUUUGAAAGGCCUUGUUGACAAACGCAACAUUUAGAAAAUGACAGAUGACUGAGACUGAAGAGCGAUUGGAACUGACUUAUGCACAACUAAAAUUUGGAGGGAGAUUGGAGGGACAGUUCUUGCACUUACUGUAUGUAGGACAUGGAUCUCCAACUCCAGCCAGGUGAGAUGUGAAUGAAGUUGCGCGGCACUUAACAAGAGCGUCAAACCAAAUCGAUCUUAGACGAACUUCAUCAGUAUCCUAGCUUCACUCUUCUUACGGCGCGUGAUGCCCAGGCAUCUGGCUUGAACACAUCCACAAUGAUCACAAGACCAUGACAACAUCAUUAGAUUGGCCAAGAUUCUCACAAGUCAUGUGUGUGCUGGUGAGGCAAAAGAGUUGCUGAUUUGUGAGUGUUUAGAAAAAAUUUUGAAAAAGGCAUCAUGACUGUUCGAAUCUAUUUGUGUUUAGUGAAAACAUUAGCGGUCUUGUUUCCCUUUGGACUUGCGGAUCGCAUCCUUAUAAUUCAUCCGAUCUAUGCUGGAAGUCAUCACUCGUUGCUCAGGGCUCUUGGCGACAAAUUGGUUGACCAUGGUCAUGAGGUGACUUUAUUCAAAGCUAAGGAAGCCGGAUUCGUUCCCAAAAAAUCUUCAGUCGAAAUAAUCGAGUUUCCAAUUUUGGAUCAUCGUCAAAUUUGCUCCAGGUACAUCAAUGACAAAGGCGAGUUUGAUGUCAACAUUGUUUUAACAUCUGCCUUUUGGAACACGGGAGCAUUUUUGGGAUCUUCUACCUUGGACUUUCCUUGUGUGGUUCCUUGUUUUUGUGACACUUUGUUCCUGAGUCAAGAACUUGACGAUAUUAUGCGAUCAAAAUCCUUUGAUCUAGUUAUCGUCGAUUUGAAAGGCAAUGAUUGUGGGAUGAGAUGGCUUUCGUUUUAUGAUGUACCCCUAGUUGGUUUCUGGGGGCUGCCAUUUGCGUUUACCAACGCCGCUCAAAUGAUGAGCGCACCUUCUUUGGCCCAAAUCACCAAACCUACCUUCGCCAACAUGGUCAAAAAUACAGUCAUUUACCUCUUUGACUACUUGGCAUACCGUUUUGUGACACCAAAUCUUGUGGACUUUUACAACGACCGAUUGGAACUGAUAUUGGUGAAUAGUAGUCCUUUGAUCGAGGUUCCCCGACCUCUCGGGCCCACGAUCAAAGAGGUGCCUGGAAUAUCUAUUGCUGUCCACAAUAUGACAAGCCGAACCAUUAGCUCGCGUUUUUUGAACUUCCUUGAUAAAGGUACUGAAGGAGUCAUUGUGUUUAGCAUUGGCAAAACUGGGAGUGGAACAGUCCCAUCAGAGUUCCAACAUAAGCUUAUCCAGGCCCUGCAAGCUGUGCCGUUCAAGGCAAUCCUUCAAAUUGAACCAAGCCAAAUUCCCGAGGGUCUCUUGGAUCCGGCGAAAAUUCUAAUAGAUCAAUUUCUUCCUCUACCUGAAAUUCUCGAACAUCCCAAUACCAAAUUAUUCAUCAGUCAUUGCGGAUCGUCCAGUGUUCAAGAGUCUAUUUUUUACGGUGUACCAAUUCUGGGGAUGCCUAUUUUCGAGGACCAAUUUGAUAUCGCUCAAAGUUUAGAAGAACGUGGAGUAGGUUUAGUAAUCUGGAACAAAGAACAAAUUACUUGGUUAGAAAUCAGUGCCAAGAUAAAGGAAAUAAUUCAAAAUCCAAAGUAUUCUCAGUCAAUGAAAAAUCAUUCCCAGCUCUUUCAAGAUAUAUAUUAUCGAUACCCACCUUUGGACGAGGCAUUGUUUUGGAUCAACAUAGUCUUGAAGAACAAAGGCACAAAGAUCAUCCGAACUAGACACGUGGAUCUUAACAUUUUGAUAGAUUUGAGUAUUGCUUCUAUGUUUAUGGCAAUGUUAUGCUGCUUAAUCUAUUUCAAGUUUUGCCACUGGACACCUGCACAGGCCAAACAAAAACUGUCCUAAAACAUAAAGCGGCAAACUUUAAAUUGCUGCUUGUGUGUAAUUGCACCUUGACCAGCUUUAAAUCGUAUCCAAAUUAUGGUAACAGGUGCCACUGUUGUCCAAAAAGACUAGGGUAACUUCAAGUCUUCAGUGAUGUAAAGAUGAUAAUAUUUCAAAGUACUUACCUGGUGUGCAAUGCGAUCAAAAUGACAUGACUGAAAAUUCAGGUGGACAUUCAAUGCUCUUCUCUUUUAUUUAGAAAACUCUUUUAUAGAUAUGAGAUACCCAUCGGACUUUUCCAAUCAAAACAUUUUCUCAUAAACCAAGUUGUGCUCAAAGGAAACUACGUCAAGUUUGGAGUAGGUUCCAAAUAAAGCUCAAUCAAGUAAUAUCUGCAUGACGGCGCAACAUCAUUUUGGGGGGAUGCCGGUUGCAAUAUUAUAUAUCAUUAUAUAUUAUUAAUCCCAAGGUUAAUAAGCCGGCGAGACGUUUUAAAUCUUCUUGCACUUAAUUACUUUAUCGGAAUCCUAUAUUGACUAAAAUGUUCGACCAAUCAAUUUUGGUAAAAAAGAAUCGUACAAUUGAUAACAAGUAACCCCGUUGAAAAAUUAAAAACCACUUAGUAAUGACAUCAAGGUACAAAAUAUGCAUUUUCAUUUGCCUUAUUUGACUUCAUAUACUACUUUCAGUUAAUUUAGCAUUAAAAAGUUGUACAAAUAUGCCACAAAUGAGUCCAGGAUGUCAAAAAUGUUUCCAAAAAGUGAGAAUUUAUAGUUUCGGUCAGAGCAGUUAGUACACAAGUCCUCGGCAGUUGCUUAGCAACUAGGUGCCUUAUCUGCCCUCAAGAAACUUAAAUUGAAAGUGCAAAUUACAGUGCACCACAUCAUUAUGAUUGAAUAAAUGGUGUUUUAACUUUUAAAUACUAUUUGGACAUCGUAUUGAGCUAUCCCAGUUACAACACACUUCUGCGUAAACAUAUAAAGAUGUUGAUUUUCAGCGUGAUUGCGUUUGUUCAAAAUAAAUUGCUCUCGCAGAAA
Molecule: messenger RNA, 2982 nt
Organism: Tigriopus californicus
Lineage: Eukaryota; Metazoa; Arthropoda; Copepoda; Harpacticoida; Harpacticidae
Product: UDP-glucuronosyltransferase 2A3-like
Exons: 8
Coding region: 440-1966 (508 amino acids)
Molecular function (GO): UDP-glycosyltransferase activity
Source: RefSeq, a predicted model, not a curated record